Messenger RNA from Aedes aegypti (yellow fever mosquito), 1741 nucleotides. RefSeq names its product cytochrome P450 302a1, mitochondrial (gene dib). The record is from RefSeq and is a predicted model, not a curated record. NCBI's taxonomy places the organism in Eukaryota, Metazoa, Arthropoda, Insecta, Diptera, Culicidae. Gene Ontology annotation, molecular function: iron ion binding; oxidoreductase activity, acting on paired donors, with incorporation or reduction of molecular oxygen; monooxygenase activity. The coding region runs from base 141 to 1688 and encodes 515 amino acids. The transcript is spliced from 7 exons.
UAAUCCGUUUAUGUUUCUCUGACUGGCGAUCGAGAGUUAGUAGCCGACUGGGUAUGUGUCCGAUCAAGUUCGUUGCUCUCAAUCGAUAUGAAAUUUCAUUGAUAAGUUUAAAGUACGAAUAUUUUUUUUAAAUUGCCAUUAUGUACCUUUCACCCGUGAAAUCAAAAAUUAAAAGUGCAACACUGAUGACUUCUCGAUCGUGUGCAACCGUUGUUCUUGAGAAUGUAAAGCCCUACAAUCAAAUACCUGGUCCUCGCGGGCCAUUUGGAUUCGGCAAUCUUUAUCAGUACAUUCCUGGGAUAGGGAAAUACAGCUUCGAUGCCCUGCAUGAGUCCGGACAAGACAAGUACGAAAAGUAUGGGCCGAUCGUACGUGAAACCAUGAUCCCCGGUCAGGACAUCGUUUGGCUGUACGAUCCAAACGACAUCGCCGCCGUAUUGAAUGACAAAACGCCCGGAAUCUAUCCUUCGCGUCGAAGUCAUACAGCUCUCGCCAAGUAUCGUAGAGAUCGUCCCAAUGUGUAUCGCACGGCCGGUCUGCUGGCAACAAACGGAAUCGAAUGGUGGAAGAUACGCUCCGAACUGCAGAAGGGGCUGAGUUCGCCGCAGAGUGUGAGGAACUUCUUACCUUUAACGGAUAAGGUCACCCGAGAGUUCGUCGCUAGCAUGAAUUCAACUGAGCAUGAUUGUGUUCCAGAUUUCAUGCCUGCGAUAUCGAGACUUAAUUUAGAAUUGAUCUGCCUCAUGGCUUUCGAUGUGCGGUUGGAUAGUUUCUCCGAUGAGCAGAUGAAACCCAAUUCACUGUCCUCCCGACUGAUGGAGUCUGCUGAAGUUACCAACCAAAGCAUCCUGCCAACCGAUCAGGGCUUCCAGCUGUGGAAGUACUUCGAGACUCCAGCAUACCGGAAGUUGCGGAAGGCUCAAGAAUUCAUGGAAAAAACUGCCGUUGAACUGGUUUCGCAGAAGUUGCUCUACUUCGACGAAGAUCAGCAGAAGCUGGCCUCUGGACGGCACCGAUCGCGAUCACUUUUGGAAGAAUACUUGCGUAAUCCCAAUCUGGAGUUACACGACAUCAUUGGCAUGGCAGCUGAUCUACUGCUGGCCGGAGUGCAUACCAGUUCUUACACGACGGCAUUCGCCCUCUAUCAUCUGUGCCUUAAUCCAGACGCUCAGGACAAACUUUAUCAGGAAGCUUGCAGAAUCCUUCCGGAUCCAUGGGAAUGUCAGAUAGAGGCAGCUGCACUGAACUCAGAAGCAUCCUACUGUCGAGCCGUUCUGAAGGAAUCUCUUCGGCUCAACCCUAUCUCGAUUGGCGUCGGACGAAUAUUGAACAAAGAUGCCACACUCGGAGGUUACCACGUACCAAAGGGAACAGUCGUGGUGACCCAGAAUCUAGUUUCCUGUCGACAAGAGCGCUACUUCAAGAAUCCCACCAAAUUCAUUCCGGAGCGAUGGAUGCGUGAAACGAAAGAGGAUGUGAACCCCUAUUUGGUGCUACCGUUUGGCCACGGAAUGCGAUCGUGCAUUGCGCGGCGAAUGGCCGAACAGAACAUGUUAGUGCUGCUGUUGAGGUUGAUUCGAUCGUACGAGAUUGAUUGGAAAGGUAAAGUUCCGAUGAACAUUGAGACCAAGCUGAUCAACCAGCCGGAUCAACCGAUAAAAAUAGCAUUCCGGUCGAGAAAAUCGUAGUUGUGAUUUUAUCAAUGUGCAAUUUUGAGUAAAAUAAAGAGUUAAUUAUAAUA